This is a messenger RNA of Dovyalis caffra, 2022 nucleotides long. The record is from the annotation of a GenBank genome assembly. Lineage: Eukaryota; Viridiplantae; Streptophyta; Magnoliopsida; Malpighiales; Salicaceae.
AUGGAUGGUUCUGAUAAUAAGAGUGUUUCAUCAUCACUAUCAAUACCUAACAAACGCCUUUCGUUCUCAAAAGAUGAGAAUGAUCAGAGCUAUCAAGAAAGGGGUCUAAAUGUUCAAAACCCGAAGAAACCAAUAACAUCAGCAACAACAAAGCAUUUCAUGUCACCAACAAUAUCUGCAGCUUCAAAAGCUAAUCCUCCAAGAAGGAAAAUCUUAGCUGAAAGGAAUGAAUCUCUUGAUACCCAUCUCCAAAAGGCCCCAAAUUUUUGUUCGAAAACCACUUCGAGCAUUGAAUUUGAUGAAUAUGAGGAAAAUGGUCAUCUUGAUGAUCUGUCAUCAAGGCCUUAUGACCCAUUAACCAAUUACCUCUCUCCAAGGCCUAAAUUUCUCAGAUAUAAGCCUGAUCGUCACCGGGAUAUUCUUCUACGAAGAGAAAAUGAGGCUAAAGAAGGUGAAGAUGAGACAAGCAGUUGUAGAAGUUGUUCUCUAGAAUCCAAGAACGACAAAGAUGUUGAAGGUGAUUCAGAUAUUUCUUUGGCUGACGAUACUCAAGAAGAAAAUGUGGAGAAGGAAGGUGAAGGAGUUGAUGAAAAUGAAGAGGAAUUUGAGGGGGUAGAAGAGGAAAGAUGCUGGGGUUUUAGAGUACUGAAAUCUUUGCUUUUGUUGGUUGUUUUGGUGCUUUCUACCUCAUAUAUUUCUACUAUGAACUCUUCUACACCUUCACCUAUUGUGCAAGCUGUUGGCAGUCUCAAGAAUGGUUAUCACAUGAUUCAAGAUCAUGUAUAUGGGUUUGUGAAGAAUCUUGAGUCUGAAAGUAGAAAUUAUAUCUUGGUUCAAAAUGGACGUGGAAUUGAUGAAGAAGAGAUGAUGUAUUAUGAAGUGAUGGGAGAAGACGAAUACGACGAUGAUUUGGAUGAAGCUGUAGAGAAACAAAAUGGGGAAAGUGAAGUUUUGAAGAUUGUUGAAGAUGAAGAGAAGGGAACAGUAGAAGGGUUUGGUGAAGGUGGAGAAACUGAGGUUACGGAGAUUGUAGAGCAAGGAGAGAAAGAUGAAAUUGCCAAGUUGGGUAGCGUGGUAGAGCCACAAGCUGGAGAGAGUGCGACUGAAAUGGUGAAAGGAGGAGAGGUCUCUGAUGAAUGUCUGAUGAAUGAGGUUGUAACGAAUCCUGAGCUGCAGAGAACACAAGCUAUAAUAAUGUCUGAAAGUUCAUUCAUAAAUGAUGGGGUUGAUUCUUUGGCUAUGCCAUCUAGAAUUCCAGAGAAUUUUGAGAAAGAAAAUGAAGUUGCUAAUGAGCCUGUCAAACAAGAGGUGGUUGAUGGCGAAAUCGGUAAUAUCUGGAAUGCCACUGAUGAUCAUGCCAAACACUAUCAGAUUCAAAGUGAUGAAGCAGAAGAAAGCCUGAAGGAAGGGAUUAAGAAAGAGAACGCUGUGGUUGUGUUCUCCACAUUGUUUUCAAUUAUUGCUGGUUUGGCAUUGGCUUUUCACUUUAAGAGGAAGAGAAAUGCUCAAAAGGAUGCUUCUCCAGUUGUUCAGCCUAGUUUCGGGCCUGUUGAAGCAGGGAAAUGCAUCUCAAUGUGUGCAUCAGAAGCAGAUAAGAACACCGAACAUCUGGUGCCAUUUACAAAUUCUUCUAAUUCAGUGGAAGAAAACUGUAAAGUAACAUACCAAAGCCGAGUGCCAUCAGUUGAGUUUCUUGGAGAAUUUGAGGUGGGAGAGAUGAGCAGCCCUCUUAGGAGUAGUUGUGGUAUGAAAAGCAGGAUGAUAGAAAAUGAUGUGAGCAUCCAUUCUGUUUCUUUGGAGAAGAGGAUAGCCACCAAGGCUCACUCAGUUCCUGUUCAUGUGCAGUCAGCUUUCUCAGAGAUCUCCACCCUGGAUUUCCCAUCCCUCUCGCAUGGAAGAUUCACUAAUGAGAAGAAAAUUGCGAAGAAACAGGAGGGAGCAGAUGGAGAAACCAAGAUGGUGGUAACAACUCCAGUUAGGAGAUCAAGCCGAAUCCGCAACCGUAGCGUCAUAUCUCCAUGA